AUGUCCCUCCAAAUAUGGCCGCCGCCUCAGAGAAGACAGUUAUUAAAGAUACUAGAGGAGGCUCCACCAACACUCACCAUCAUGCAUCCUCCACCAACACUCACCAUUACACAUCCUCCACCAACACUCACCAUUAUAUAUCUUCCACCAACACUCACCAUUAUACAUCCUCCACCAAUACUCACCAUUAUACAACCUCCACCAACACUCACCAUCAUGCAUCCUCCACCAACACUCACCAUUAUAUAUCUUCCACCAACACUCACCAUUAUACAUCCUCCACCAACACUCACCAUUAUACAACCUCCACCAACACUCACCAUCAUGCAUCCUCCACCAACACUCACCAUUAUAUAUCUUCCACCAACACUCACCAUCAUGCAUCCUCCACCAACACUCACCAUUAUACAUCCUCCACCAACACUCACCAUUAUAUAUCUUCCACCAACACGCACCAUUAUACAUCCUCCACCAACACUCACCAUUAUACAACCUCCACCUACACUCACCAUCAUGCAUCCUCCACCAACACUCACCAUUACACAUCCUCCACCAACACUCACCAUUAUAUAUCUUCCACCAACACGCACCAUUAUACAUCCUCCACCAACACUCACCAUUAUACAACCUCCACCAACACUCACCAUCAUGCAUCCUCCACCAACACUCACCAUUACACAUCCUCCACCAACACUCACCAUUAUAUAUCUUCCACCAACACUCACCAUUAUACAUCCUCCACCAACACUCACCAUUAUACAACCUCCACCAACACUCACCAUCAUGCAUCCUCCACCAACACUCACCAUUAUACAUCCUCCACCAACACUCACCAUUAUACAACCUCCACCAACACUCACCAUCAUGCAUCCUCCACCAACACUCACCAUUACACAUCCUCCACCAACACUCACCAUUAUAUAUCUUCCACCAACACGCACCAUUAUACAUCCUCCACCAACACUCACCAUUAUACAACCUCCACCAACACUCACCAUUAUACAACCUCCACCAACACUCACCAUUACACAUCCUCCACCAACACUCACCAUUAUAUAUCUUCCACCAACACGCACCAUUAUACAUCCUCCACCAACACUCACCAUUAUACAACCUCCACCAACACUCACCAUUAUAUAUCUUCCACCAACACGCACCAUUACACAUCCUCCACCAACACUCACCAUCACACAUCCUCCACCAACACUCACCAUUAUACAUCCUCCACCAACACUCACCAUUAUACAACCUCCACCAACACUCACCAUCAUGCAUCCUCCACCAACACUCACCAUUACACAUCCUCCACCAACACUCACCAUUAUACAUCCUCCACCAACACUCACCAUUAUACAACCUCCACCAACACUCACCAUCAUGCAUCCUCCACCAACACUCACCAUUACACAUCCUCCACCAACACUCACCAUUACACAUCCUCCACCAACACUCACCAUUACACAUCCUCCACCAACACUCACCAUUACACAUCCUCCACCAACACUCACCAUUAUGUAUCUUCCACCAACAUGCACCAUUAUACAUCCUCCACCAACACUCACCAUUAUACAACCUCCACCAACACUCACCAUCAUGCAUCCUCCACCAACACUCACCAUUAUACAGUACAACCUCCACCAUCGUUCAACAGCCACCAACUCCCGCCAUUAUACAACCAACACCAUCACACAUACUCCAACACUCACUAUUAUGCAACCUCCACCAACACUCACCAUUUUACAACUUCCACUGUAG
Messenger RNA from Pseudophryne corroboree (corroboree frog), 1755 nucleotides. RefSeq lists its product as uncharacterized. The transcript has a single exon. Bases 1 to 1755 code for a protein of 584 amino acids. The record is from RefSeq and is a predicted model, not a curated record. NCBI's taxonomy places the organism in Eukaryota, Metazoa, Chordata, Amphibia, Anura, Myobatrachidae.